Molecule: messenger RNA, 6699 nt
Organism: Mytilus californianus (California mussel)
Lineage: Eukaryota; Metazoa; Mollusca; Bivalvia; Mytilida; Mytilidae
Product: echinoderm microtubule-associated protein-like 2
Exons: 21
Coding region: 595-4470 (1291 amino acids)
Biological process (GO): intracellular signal transduction; microtubule cytoskeleton organization
Cellular component (GO): mitotic spindle
Molecular function (GO): microtubule binding
Source: RefSeq, a predicted model, not a curated record
UCACUUCACAAAAGUCAAUAACAGGAUCAAAUUAGAAGAUUACCCUCGAAGAACCUUCAUUCAUAGAUGCAUGCUUAAAUUUUAACAAAUUGAAAAUAUAUAAAGGAAAAGGUGAUCCGUCUCAAGAAAAGUGGAACAAGUACGGUUAUAGACGCGAGAUAGUAUUUCCGUAAAAGAAGAGAAAAUGGAUUCGGAGUCUGGGAAACGUAAAACACGUCCAAAAAUGUGGUGAAAGUCUAUAGGACUUUAUUAUCAGUAAUAGUGACAGACUAUAAUGAUCUCAACUUUAUCACCAAUAAACCGUCGUAUCAUCAGGAUUUAUUAAUAUUGCCUUAAUAGAAGAAGAUUAACUUUAGAUCUCAAAAGUUAUUAAAAGCAAUACGUUGAUUUGAUGUAAAUUAAUCUGUUGUUGAUUGGGAAUUAACACCAAGGAUGCACAUGAUUGAAAUUCUUAUUCAAUAAUGAUCAAAUGGAAUAUUAUAUGGAAGUAUAAAUACCGUUACGAAAUUUACAUUCUUUGAAUCAAUGUAAUAAAUCUUUAUAAGUUAGUUUUAUGUUUCUCCUUGAAAGAAACACGAAUAGAAAGAUUGCAGAAUGGACUAUUCAUUUCAAAUUGACAUGGGAGAUAGAAAGAAAAGUCAUGUGAUGCCGAAUCCUAACGUGUAUCUUAAACGUUAUACUAACUCAUAUGCGGAAAGAUACAAAAAAGGACGACAAAGACAGAGACCUUCCAAAGAGAAAUCGAGCAGACGACUACAUGGUUCCGAAGAGGAUCUUGUUAAAACCGGAAGUGAGGAUGGGGAUGAACUCGAUAUAGAAAAACAAAUAGAACUUGCUAGAAAAGCACGACCAAAACGAGCUGAAAGACGAAAAGAAAUUAUGAAAGAAGAAUUGAUUAAUACAAAACAGCGGAACAAUUAUGCUUUGAACAAUAAAGAGAAUAAAGAGGAAUUUUAUAGACCGCGGAAUAGAACCGCAGAAGAACCAAAGCAUGUAUAUAAAAAUUCAUUAUCGCCAGUGUCAAAUAAAAGUUUCCCAUUGCGAGGUGUUCCAAUGCAACCUUAUGUGUACCCGCCUAGUGCCAAAAAUGGAGAAAUUCACUUCUCGCCAAAAUUUUUCAAUAUGUAUCAGGUGCAAGAAAACACACACGAAAACGAACUUCAAGAAACAACUUUUAUUAAAAACGAGGAAGUUGAAGAAGUGAGAAAUGGUGCUAAAAGUUAUGAACAAAUGAGAGAAGAAGCUAGAAGCAAAAGAAUUUCGAUUCUAAAUCGUGCUGAAAAAUUAGUAGAAAAUAUAUCUCGAAGUGAUCAGUAUUCUAGUGAUGACGAAAUCAAAAUUGACAAGCCAAAACCUCGACGUAAAAAACAUAGCAAAAAAACCGAGAAAAGCCGAACGGAGGCGAAAUUUAUUCAAACAAAAGAUAUUUCAUCUUCCAGUGACGAGGAUAAAUAUGUUCUAGUUAAGACUACGGUUUCACCAGAACCCCCAGAAAAUGUUAAUCUGGAGCUUCCAAGAUUUAUACAGCCAAGUGAAUAUCAGUCAAAUAUUUCGCUGCACUCAAAUGAAAAGAGUGAAGUACAGGUUGUGCAAAGUGACGAUGAAGACGCUGUCUAUCCAGAACACCGACCGGCCACGGAAGUCUACAUGUCUCAAAAUCACGCGCAAAACGAGAUGAAACGAUACGAGACAGUUGGCGGAACGAAAAAAGAAGAUUCUAAAAAAGGCAGGAGAGUUACGUUUUUUCGAAAUGGCGACAUAAACUUCAGAGGGAUCAGCAUAAGUAUUAGUCAAAACGAUUUCAGGAACUUUGAAACUUUAUUAGUGUUCUUAAAUGGUAAAAUCCCUACCACAGCAGGAGUAAGAUAUGUUUUCUCCCUACCUGACGGAAAAGAAAUCAAAAGCGUGACCGAGUUCAAACACGGGAAGGCAUAUCUGGCAUCUAGUGUAAAAAAGCCUAAUAUAAAACUGCCGUAUGGUUACUCUAGAGAGACGGAUUGGACAUCAGCGCGACCAUCACCAGGCAAAGUAAGGAAAGAUGAAGUUCAUCUUUUUAAAAGACCAACGUCACCGACUCAGUCACCCACGCGCAAAGCACGUGUAAUAACUGUGGAAAAUAAUUCUAGGAAAGAGCUGAAAGAGAAAGUGAUAAUAGACCCACAAACAAAACAAAACUUUGAAGAUAUUCUGUGCAUAAUAGGUGACCUAAUCAAUAUGAAUGUAGAUUCCUUGUAUACACGACGGAAGCCUUUCAGAAAGGUUGUUAGUUUUUCGCAGCUCUUCCGUGAAUUUAAAAACCAUGACAUGUUUAUUGCUUGCCAAGAAGGAGAAGACCCAACAGAUAGGAAUAGUUACCAUGGUAGCAACAACUCAGACAAGUUGCAGAGUAUUGAUGAACUAAACAUGUCUGGUAGUUCCAACUCAGAUUCCCCACCGCCAAUGGAAAAUGGUUUUAGUACCAGUAGAUCAGACAAUAACUUAGAAGACGACUCAGCCAGUGUACUCAUCAAUGGAAAGAUAAGACGAUACUACCCACCAUCGAUGUCAUAUCCAGACGACGAAGCCGGCAAACCAGACCGGAAGUUGAAACUUGAAUGGAUAUAUGGGUACCACGCAAAAGAAAACAGCAACAAUCUUUUCGUAUUAUCCAGUGGAGAGAUCGCGUAUGCUGUUGCUUCUGUUGUCGUUUUGUAUAAAUACAUUAGGAGUAAGGACAAAGAUAGAGACAGUGUUAAAGAUAGAGAGGAUACACAACGACUAUAUUUAGGUCAUACAGAAGAAGUAACAAGCAUGGCUUUAAAUCCAACAAACAAGUCCAUUGCAUCCGCUCAGAUGGCUGGAAAAGAAAACAAGGCCCACAUCCGGGUAUGGGAUUGUAAGACUUUAACGACAUUGAACGUCAUUGGUGUCGGAUUCUUUGAUUCUGGGAUCUUAUCAAUCAACUUUUCGCAACAGAGCAAUGGAAGCUUUCUUUGUGUGAUGGACAACGCAGAAAAACAUGUUCUUAGUAUUUGGGACUGGCAGAAAGAACGAAUGGUGGCAAAGACAACGACGUCAAAUCUUGCAGUAAAAGCAGCAUGUUUUUACAAAUACAACGACACUAUACUGAUCACAUAUGGACAACAACAUGUUUAUUUUUGGAAACUGUUCUGGGAUCCAGUGAGGGAUAAAGAAGGCAGGAUAAUGAGGGAUAAAAGGAGUGGACUCUUUCUAGGUGACAUACCAAAUGAAAUAUGUUCACUUGCAUUCUCUGCCAAAGGGGAUGUUUUAACUGGUGAUUCCAAUGGUACCAUAACAGUUUGGAGUCCUGAUGUUGAAUACAUCUUCAGUAUCAAUUUGGAUUUAUCUGAAACGAUGAGGAAUGCGCACAAGCAUCCUGUUACUUCAUUAUAUAUGCUAAUGGACAAUACUUUGAUGACCGGUGGUGGAUUAGAAAUCCGUGCCUGGGACAGUAUAAAUGGGUACAGACCUGCUAAUGCUAGAGUGCUACCAGAAGCCACGGGUCAUGUCAGAACUAUCAUACCACAAAAUAGCGCCAGUGCUGAUGGACGGUUGUACAUUGGAACGUCCAAAGGAUACGUUCUUGAUGGAUCACUACAAGAUAAAUUUAGAUUUCUUAUUCAGGGACAUAGCGAAGAAAUAUGGGCUAUAGCUCCUCAUCCAAACGAAUCGGCAUUCUUCACAACAUCAUUUGACAAAAUGGUAAUAAAAUGGUCAACGACAAGACACAAAAUUAUAUGGAAAUCACAAAUUGGGAAACCUGGUUGUUGUUUGUCAGCGGAUCUCAAAGGUCGACAGAUUGCGGUAGGCACACAGACUGGAAAUAUUGAAAUCCUGAACGCCCAUAAUGGAAUGCAUGUUGCUUCAAUAGAUGUUAGCAAAUACCGCAUUGAUUGUAUUGCCUUCUCACCAGAUAGUACAAUGAUAGCAGUUGGUAGCCACGAUGGACUAUUACACAUUCUAGAUGCACAAGAUGGAGGUCAAGGUUAUACUCCUUCAAGGCCUUUGAAAGGCCACCCAACCUUUGUUACACAUAUCGACUGGUCAGGAGAUAGCAAGUACAUUCAAAGUACAGAUGGACAAUACAAUAUGAUUAACUGGGAUGUAGAGAAGAAGUUAAGAAUAAGUGAUCCUCGUGUUUUACGUGAUGCAGACUGGCAUAUCUACAGUUGUACAACAGGAUACCCUGUUAUAGGUCCUUGGACAAAUAUGGAGAACGGGACACAUAUAAAUGCUGUACAUCGCUCUAACUACCGCGAUUUCUUGUUGACUGGUGAUAGCAGAGGCCGUGUCAGACUUUAUAAAUAUCCGUGUGCCACAACGAAGCCUGAAUAUCGUGGAGUGAAGCUCUAUUCCAACGAUGUGACUGCAGCUAACUUCUUGUAUGAUGAUAUGAAUGUAAUAACAUCAGGCGGCACGUCUCCAGUACUAGCCCUAUGGGCUGUCGUUGAUGCAUUUGUAUCUUCAUAGAAAAUGUGGUGGAACGUCUCCAGUACUAGCCCUGUGGGUUGUCGUGGAUGCAUUUGUAUCUUCAUAAAAAAAAAGUAAUCUAAAGUAAAAACUGUUUCAUAUCUGCAGAUUAUUUUUAAAAUUCCUUAUAAAAGAUCUUAAGAAGAUGGCUAGCUUGAAUUAUGAGUUAUAUUCCUGACUGACAAGGCCUGGAUUAAUUCUUUACUGAAAUGGUGUUAGACUAAUGUCCACCAAGAGGAACUAUUUCAUUUUUUUUUCAUACAGUUGAAACAUUAAUAUUAAAUUUUAAUUGUCGUUUAUUUUGCGUUCAUUAAACUAUUAUAAUUAUAUGACAACGAAUCUAGUUUAAGUGCAAUAAUAUUGAAGAGGACAAUAUAUCUUAGAAAUAUUUUGAUUGUUUUGUUAUUCAAGAUAUAUAUACUUUGAAAAAAAACAGUGUGUAAAAGAACCAAAAAGGAACCGAUAUAACAUUCCUUACAUCAAAUUCAUCUUAAGGAUGUACUUAGGUGAAAUUAAAAAAAUCUAGAAUUUAAAAUUGAUACUAUAAGUCAAAAGAGCAUUAGUUAAGGAACAAAAUAGGCUAAAAAUAUUGAUACGUUAUGGAGCUCCUUUUCGAGAUAUUAAAAUUUAAAAAAUGGCGGGAAAAGGCUGACUCGGACUUUACCUUAUAUUUGGUUAUUUGGGUCUCAAAUCGAAAGGAAAAAAUCUAGAAUCUGCUAAAAUAUAUUUUGGUGAAGGACCUUUAAUGAGCUAUUGAAGUCUUAUAUGAAAAGAAAAAUGGGUGUUAUGGGUCAAAUUAUUUUACCCUGUAUCGUAGGAAAAAAACCAAGGAGUUCCAACAUCUAACAUAAUUCCUAACCCCUCACCUAAGUACAUCCUUAAAAUGAAAUUUGACAAAAUUUGCAUUUAUAAUUCACAUAUACCUCCUUUAAUUUAUGACUGUUAUAUUAAUAUAUCUCUUCUUAUUUCAUUUGUAAUUUAAUUUAUGCAUUUAUAUUUCAUUGUAUAUUUAGUUUCAUAGCUUAAUGCUAGAUAAAAUUAAUUAUUUCGUGUAGAUUAAAUGUAAUAAUUACAUUACAUGUAUGUUUCAGAAGAAUCCGUUAUUAUGAUUGGAUAACAACGCUUGCACGUCAUGCUAAAAUUAACCUUCAUAUCCCAAUGAAGUGUAACAUUCAUGAUAACACGUGCCAUCACAAUAAAGUGCACAAGUUAAUUUAAGAAAUAGAUGAUAGAAAUCGAUUUUUCAUGACCCUAGCAUAAAAAUGUAAUUAUAAGAAUUGAAUGCUUCUUUUAGGAAUUUUAUAGGGUUGUAAAGGUGUUGAUCGUGCGCACAUUUCUAGAAUGAAGCGCUUUCGCGCUUCAUACAAAAUGUGCUUCGGUCAACACUUUUACACCCCAAAAAAAUUACAAAAAGAAGCAUUCAAUUCUUAAUUGAGGUCAAGAUUUUGUAUUGCUGUAUGAUAAAAAAGUGAAUAUCAACAGUAUAAAAUGUAUUGUGCUUUUUUGUUUAGUUCCUCUCAUUUAUUUUGUGUUUAUAAUGGUAACAUAUAUAUGUUUAAUACCAAAAACAAUAUAUAUAAAAGUUUGGAUUUUCGUUCAACUUCUAUGCGGGUCUGGGUGGGGGUCCCUCAAUUCUGUAUUCUUCAAUUAUUUAGCCACUUUUCUCUAUAUUUUUUGCCCAUAAUUUGAUUAUUCUAUUCUCUAUUCUGUAUAUUUUUGCCCAUUAUUCUCUAUUCUUGAUAUUUUGACACCCCAUUAUUCUCUUGUUUAUUUUAUGGCCUAAUUUUUCUCUUUUUUAUAGCUUAUUUUUUUGUAGUAUUGGUCCAUUAUUCUCUAUUCUAUUAACCCCAUCCAGACCCUCUUCUUUUGGAUUGUUAAAAAUUUAUAGUAUGUUGGGAGUAGAUGAAAUUAUAGCUAUCAAGCAAACCAAUAUUACAGUUGUAACGGAAGCACAGUAAAUGCAACGAAUGUUGACAUGGUGAAUAGAAUUGGCCAUGUGUAACCAUUCUGCAAGAAAAUUUCUGAUUCUUCGCCAUUUUUCAUUUUUUCUCUUUAGUUCAAAACAAUACAUAUGGUUAAUUGUUAUACUAGUAUUUAUUAGUUAUUUUAAAUUAUAAGUGUAUGUAUUAUUAAUUAGAAUAUCAAACUCUGUUAGUUUUAGAAUGUUAUCCGUCCAUUUUUAAAACAAAGGUGAUACUGUUAUGUUAAUAAAUGCAAAUGUUUCCUAAA